Messenger RNA from Melospiza melodia melodia, 793 nucleotides. RefSeq names its product inosine triphosphatase (gene ITPA). Gene Ontology annotation, cellular component: cytoplasm. Gene Ontology annotation, molecular function: nucleoside triphosphate diphosphatase activity. The transcript has 8 exons. The record is from RefSeq and is a predicted model, not a curated record. The coding region runs from base 26 to 631 and encodes 201 amino acids. NCBI's taxonomy places the organism in Eukaryota, Metazoa, Chordata, Aves, Passeriformes, Passerellidae. Gene Ontology annotation, biological process: nucleoside triphosphate catabolic process.
CGCAGGGGCCGAGCGCGCGGUCAGCAUGGCGGCGCCGGCGCGGCGGAGCGUCGUGUUCGUGACAGGCAACGCCAAGAAACUGGAGGAGGUCACGCAGAUCCUCGGGGACUCCUCUCCCUACGCGCUGGUGGCGAAGAAAAUUGACCUGCCCGAGUACCAGGGGGAGCCGGACGAGAUCUCGGUGCAGAAGUGCCGCGAAGCCGCCCGCCAGGUUCAGGGACCUGUUAUAGUAGAGGACACCUGCUUGUGCUUCAAUGCCCUGGGGGGCCUCCCAGGACCCUACAUAAAAUGGUUCCUGGAGAAACUCAAGCCAGAAGGGCUGUACAAGCUGCUGGCUGGCUUUGAGGACAAGUCUGCCUACGCGCUCUGCACCUUCGCCUUCAGCAGCGGCGACCCCGAGGAGCCCGUGAGGCUCUUCAAGGGCCAGACCCACGGAGUGAUAGUGGAGCCCAGGGGCCCUCGGGAUUUUGGCUGGGAUCCCUGCUUUCAGCCAAAUGGCUACAACCAGACCUACGCCGAAAUGCCCAAGGCGGUGAAGAACUCCAUCUCACACCGGUACCGGGCGCUGAGCGAGCUCUCCGCCUUCUUUGUCCAGAGCGCCUCUGCAGAGCCCCGCCCCGCUCCCAGCUAGCCCGAGGGAGCUCACACAGCCACACGGCAUUCCUGCGUGGGAAAGGAGCUCCGGAGAUCCCCGUGUCCGAGCCCUGCCCGGCCAGGCGGGGUGCACGUCACCGGCAGCGCCGCCGGGACUCCCUCCGCUGCGACUGCCAUUAAAGCUGCUCCUCGGAACCCA